UUUCCGGCGAGCGAGCGAGGGCCGCCGCCACCUCCCCGGCUCCUGGCUCCUUAACCAAACAGCAAAGUUCACUAACCACACCCCAGUCCACCUCCUGCGAGCGCGCUUCGACCUCUCCCUCAGUCGCAGAUCAGGGCGAAGAAGGAGAGGCGGCGGCGCGUCGCCUUUGGCCUCCAGUCCAACAGCAGCCGAGGCACCUUAAAAGGAGGCGGAAGCGGCUGCUUGGCGGCGGCGCUGCUGCUGCUGUUGCGAGAGUUUGGGCGGGCGAGCGCAAAGCCGCGCCGGAGCUGGAAGUUUCGAGCUCGCCAGGGCCCCGGAGCCGAGAGGCAGUCUGGGCUGCGACGCGGAGCCGCCGAGGCGGCGAUCGGGGCUACAAAAAUUCCGGGUAGAUAUGCCAGGAUCGAGCAACGCUUUUAUUCCUACCCUGAACGCCAUCACCACCAGCCAAGACUUGCAGUGGAUGGUGCAGCCCACUGUGAUCACCUCCAUGCCAAGUGCCUACUCUCGCUCGCAUCCCUACAGCCAUGGCCUGCCAAAUCUGUCCUCGGUUACCGGACACACAGCUCUUCAGAGACCGGGUGUCAUUAAAACCAUUGGGACCACGGUGGGCAGGAGGAGGAGAGAUGAGCAGUUGUCGCCUGAGGAAGAAGAGAAGAGAAGGAUCAGGAGAGAGAGGAACAAACUAGCAGCUGCUAAAUGCCGUAACAGGCGCCGAGAGCUGACUGAGAAACUUCAGGCAGAAACCGAGGAGCUGGAGGAAGAGAAGUCUGUGUUGCAGAAGGAGAUCGCCGAACUCGAGAAAGAGAAGGAGAAGCUGAGGUUCAUGCUGAUGGCUCACAGCCCGAUGUGCAAGAUCAGCCCUGAGGAACGCCGAACCCCGCCAUCUCACAGCCUCCAGACCGUCCGGACUGGAGUGAGCAAUGCUAUAGUGGUGAAGCAGGAGCCCGUAGAAGAAGAGAUCCCCUCCUCCUCCUCUGACCUCGAGAAAGGGCAGAGAUCAGUCAUUAAACCUAUCAGCAUCGUAGGGGGCUUUUACGGGGAAGAGCCGCUCAACACUCCCAUUGUGGUGACCUCAACACCCGCCAUCACCCCCGGAGCAUCCAGCUUGGUCUUCACCUACCCCAGCGUGCUGGACCAGGAGUCUCCUCUCUCCCCCUCGGAGUCUUGCUCCAAAGCUCACCGGAGGAGCAGCAGCAGCGGCGACCAAUCCUCGGAUUCCUUGAACUCCCCGACUCUGCUGGCACUGUAACCCCUUUUCCCUUUUGCCCCCCACCACCCCACCCCACUCAGUUACUCUGGAGGGGGAAAACCCCGCCUUUGAGAUCAAAAGACCAGCACAAUGACUUUUUACUUUUUUUCCCCACCAAGCACAAGGGCGGCAAAAGCAAGAAGAGGAAAACUGUGUACGUAGCUCCAGAAACUUCCUGGGACGGGAAGAACCAGAACAAAUGUAAAGCCAUAUAGGAGUGGGGUGGGGAAGCAGAAGUCGCAUUACUGGGACCCAAGUGCUUAGACUACAUGGUGUGUGCGUGUGUAGAGGUGGGUGGGAGAGCCAAGCUCCCCAUCCAAAGCUUAGUGCGAACGGAUGUGAGCUUCAGUAAAUCGCUAGCCCGUUUCCCUGUCAUGCUGAUGAACGGACUGGCGAAACCAGGUUCUCUUCUGUGCUAAGUAGUACAUUCCAGUUAGUUUGAUCUCAUUUGGGCCCUCACCUUUUUACUUUCUGUUGGAUACCAUGACAUUUCGAAAACUCUAACAACAAAAAAAAGGCUUGUGGCAAUUGUCAUUAAACCGCUGCUGAUGUUAGGAUCUGCCUACGCAGGAUUCAUAACUGUUGUUGGGUGAGGGGGUGGGCUUUUUGGAAUAGAUGGUACAGAGCCGAGAGGGGAAUAAAAUAACAGGUCCAAACGGUUCUUUUCAACCACAACAAAAACACCCAACAACAACACUCCUAGCACCUUUGUUUUGGGGGAAGUGGGGUAGCAUGGAAAGAAACAAGUGUUGGAUAUUCUGUUGACAAAAAAAAAAGAGUCUCCUCGAAAGAGUAUGCAGAUAAACACAUUAUUUCUUGGUGCGUUGCAAAGGCCAUGACUACAGCGUGCCUCCACAUCAGUGGACCAGGAUUGGUGCCAAGGGAACUGGGGAGGUGCCAGAGUGAGUUUCCACUAAGCCUUUUUCUCUGGCAUGGGUUGUUCUGUAAUUGGCGUUUUGUCAAAUCAGUGGCUGGACCCUACGUUGCCUUUCCCCUUGGCUGCCUGCCACCUUGAGUGUGAUGCCUCCUCUCUCCCGGCACACCUGACUCUGACGCUGGGCUGAUCUCAAACAAAAGCCACCGGCUCCCAGCUCUAUGAACCGUUGCAGUGCAGCAGUGCUGCUAUUCUUCUCUUGUGGCUGGUCCAGGAAAGGGAUUCACUGAGGGCAAAAGUGCAGGAAGCAAGUUGGGUGCUCCCUUGGAUAAUCCUUCUCUCUCUCUCUCUCUCUCUCUGUGUGUGUGUGUGUGUUGCACUUCGCCCGUCAGUUCCUAGCCAAAGUUUGUGUGUGUUGCAAUUGGAUGACUUCAGGCCUUGUAGUUCUUUGGCUCCCUUUCUGGUCCUGGAGACAUUAGCAGAAAAAUAGUUUUCGUGCCUGGGUAUGGUCCUCUGCCGCACUCUUGUCGCUGCACGUUCAGGUGGAUAUAUGGCUGUUUGAAAACCUGUGCUCACUACUGAAUGGGCAGCGGGCUUUGCUUUUUCUUGCAUCUUCUGUGGUGCCCAGACAAAAUCCUCUUGCACUUAAAACAGCGCAGCUGCUUGGGUUUGCCGAGAUGAAUUGGAGAGAUGUUUGCUGGGUUUUCCCCUUGUUAGGUUAAGGCUUUAUUUUGUAUAGAGAACAUCCCUUUUAGCCCAAGCUAACUAGGGUUCCAGUCGUGAGCAUAUUUAUGUUUGCAGGUUUCCACUAUCAUUUUUGUUUUCAUUUGACCUCAGGAUUUAUUAGGCAAGAUGGCAGGUGGAUACAUGAUUUCACUGUGCUCUUUGGAGACCAGCUUCCUCAUCUGGGGGAAUCUCUUCAAGCCAUGUUAACUCCUUUGGUGAGCUUCGCUGCCUUCCUUGAGACUCUGCCUUAAAAGCUGGGGAAUUUGCUUAAGUCUUUUGAGUGUUUCCAGUGAAGUCAGUGACUCAACUCCCAUUGACUGGUUGUUGUUGUUGUUUUUAAUGCAUCUGGAUAUCAGCCAUAGUGUUAGGUCAGCUGCUUGCAUGUCAUUGUGAAAGGCCAGAGGUUCUCAAACUGUGGUUCACAGGCUGCUGGCAGCCCACAAGCUCCAUUCAUGUUGCCCAUCGAAAACACUGACCAGCAAGAAUACAUGACUUCACAGAACGUUGCUCAGAAAAACAGGUACAUCCAUCCAAUUAGUAAAGCAAGACUGUGCUUUAUUAAAAUGCAAGGUAUGUAUUACUUUGCUUUGUAGAACAAAAUAAGUUUAUUAAGUGGUCUGGUGAGACCACCAGCAAUUUUCAAGUCCAUCUCCCUCAAAAAGUUUGAGAACCACUGUCCUAGGCUAUUUGUGUGAUUGGAGCUUCAGGCUAGUCAGAAUAAACCAAAGCCAUACUUAAUAACAACUGCAAUGAGAAGAAGCCAAAUUCUGUAACCUGAAUCAAGCAUGCACAUAUUUGAGUAUAAUUUUGAAAUUCACAUUAUUUAUAUUUCCUGUACUGGCCAUGGGGAGGAGAAAAGAGCUAUGCAAAGCGCUGAAAAAACUACCUCUGUCCACUGGCGGUUGCGCUUACAGCCCUUCUGUCCUCUUAAAGGUUUACCAGGCAUUACCUACAUAUUUCCAAACUUCUCUUUGCAGAAAGGAAAGGUACAGUUUUGGGUUUUGGAUGACAGCACAAACUGCAUAUCCAUUUCGUGGAUACGGCCUUUAAUACUAAGCUGCACUUCCACCGCACAGUUGCUUAAACUCAGAGUAAAUGAGCGUCGUGGUAGUAACUCUUCAUAUUUAAAAGCAAAACUAUACUGGAAAGGCAUUUUGUUCAAGAUACUAAAAUCCAGGCAUUUUUCUUCUGACAUUUCCCUUUUUAGACAGCGCCACUGGAAGAGACUCAGGCUUGUAUUCAGGGCAAAUGCUGUUCAGAGUAGACCUCUUGGAAAUGAAUGAACCUGGGCUAGCCAGGCCAAUUAACGACAGUGAGCCUACUUUGAGGACUAGCGUUCUUGGUUCUAAGCAUCAUUUAAAAGAAAAUAUUCUAAGCAUAACAGGGAGAGCAGAAAACGCCAUCAUCUGACUGUAGCAUUUUUUUAAAUAAAAAAAUUAGCACAAUAUACCUUUCACUAAAAUCACUGAUGCAGUCUCUGAAAUACUGCUUGUCUCAGCAGGCCAAGAACAUUUUUU
Lacerta agilis (Sand lizard) is the source of this 4366-nucleotide messenger RNA. It is a transcript of the gene FOSL2, whose product is annotated as FOS like 2, AP-1 transcription factor subunit. The transcript has 4 exons. The coding region runs from base 392 to 1249 and encodes 285 amino acids. Gene Ontology annotation, biological process: regulation of transcription by RNA polymerase II. Gene Ontology annotation, cellular component: nucleus. Lineage: Eukaryota; Metazoa; Chordata; Lepidosauria; Squamata; Lacertidae. The record is from RefSeq and is a predicted model, not a curated record. Gene Ontology annotation, molecular function: RNA polymerase II cis-regulatory region sequence-specific DNA binding; DNA-binding transcription factor activity, RNA polymerase II-specific.